AUGGAAUCCCCCUUAACGCAGCAAAGUAGACCCGACUAUUUUAAGCCUAAAGUUGUCCAGCUCUAUGAGAACUUAUUUCAAAGCUCAGAUUAUGCUGAACCUUCAGAAGGUUUUUGGAGGGAGCUCUUCCUGCUGCCGCCUGACCGGGCCCUGCUGAAUUCCAUCCUCGAGGCUCUUAGUCCAGAUGAAACGCUCAACCUUCAGUCUCACACCCAGCAACUCUUUGCUCGUGCAAUCCGGGAGGCUGCUUCAGGGCCCAGUCCUGUAAACGCUUAUGCUCUGGAGACCUUGACGGUCUUCUUAGCUUGUAUUCUGAAAAAGAAGUACACGAACCCAAGCUCCGACGUCAUCACUAUUCUGGCAGGUCUCGACAGAGUGGAUCAGGUCAUAUCCAAUUUCGUCGCGGUCUUGGAUAGCGUCAUCCGCAGCGGAAGCAACAAUGACAUCCGGUUCAAGGCCAUCAGGACGGCUAUUGCUAUGACGAGUGGAGCUUAUAAGACGAGCCUCGUAUCGUACUUUACUCAUCGCGAUUUGUUCCCUUCAAUCAUGAAACUUGUGCAUGAAUCGGAGUCACCGAUGCAAGUUUUCGAGCCUUUCCUAUUGCUGGGGUUACUUGCCAACUACAACAAAUUUGAGUUCCAGAAUCCAUACCAACUACGACUCGAUGACUUUGUGAACGAAACAAGCAUUCAGAAGAUUGUGAAAGGUGUCGGCCUCUCGUGCGGCGCCUUGAGGAACGGCUAUGUGGCGGUACAGGACGAUUCUCCCGAGGGCUGGACCCUGAUGGGGACUCUGAUGUAUUUCGGACUGGGCGUGCUUUCUCCAGGUAGGAAGGAGAAACCUACUCCCCCCUCGCCCGAGGAGGCAAAGGAGAUGUUCGCAGCCUUGCCCGCGCAGCAAGCAGCCAUUCUGCUAGCAACCUACGAUUUCACCAACGCGAAUAAGCUCUUUGGUUACCACUUGAUCAAUUCCGCUUCCGACAAGGAUAAUGAAGAGUCCCCGUUCUCGAGCUUCCUCUCUAUGACAUCUUAUCUUCUGCAUCACGCAUACCGCUCUCCGAGAGUUGGUCACUACGCCGAACUCAGCCUUUUUACUCUGCGUAUUCUCUCAGAGGACUCGACAUCGUGCAAACUGCUUUGCAGCGAGGAGAGUAAGCGGAAAGUCCGCCUUUGUAGGCAAAGGCAGCCCUAUCUUCCCCUUGUAACUGGGGACAGAGUUUUGGCGACCGUUAUCUUUGACGUCUUAAUCGAUGCUAUCUCACACAAUCUCCGACGUCGUCUUGAUGUCCAGUUAUACAGCCACACAAUCGCAAUCCUCCUCCGCAUCCUCACCUACCUCUCCAUGAAUAGAAUCCGCCUUGCCUACCACUGGUCCGAGCUCUGGCGCACUCUGCUCUCCCUCAUGCGCUUUCUAACAACCUAUGUCUCCGACCUGGCCACCAGCCCACACAUAACAACCCUAACAACAUCCCUGGUAGACCUAGUCGCCUUCUGUGUCUCCACGGGCGACACCUUCCUUCCCGAUCCAACCUCUUACGAUGACCUCUUCUACAAACUCGUUGAGACAGGGCCCAUCAUCGCCAAAUUCCGCGAUGUUUACUCCCUUAAGACCUCCCCAAGUUCCUCCUCGCUCUCCAAAGCCGAUGCAAAUAAGGACAUCCACGUCGCGGCUGUCGAGACACUCAUCUCCGUCUCCACGCAUUUCUAUGCGCUCCUCUUUAACCCAGGCACAGGUGCAGUCACGGGGACUGAGACAGAGGAAGCCACGACGAAGACCGACGGUGAUCAGAGCCAAAGCCCUGUACCAAUCCCGGCCGCUCAAAAGAAGAAUUUGAGUCCACGCGAGGUUCAUCGUAUCAUAAAGCAGGGUUAUGAUACGCUGAGCAUCCAGCCUCCUGAGGGCUUGAGCGCGUGGACGAGAUACCGCGAGACGGACUGGAAGCCAGAUUUGAAGCGGGCUGCGCGGUGUGCGGUUGAUGAUGCUACCCAGCUGGUGGCGUAG
This is a messenger RNA of Aspergillus mulundensis, 2001 nucleotides long. Its product is annotated as ARMH3 family protein. NCBI's taxonomy places the organism in Eukaryota, Fungi, Ascomycota, Eurotiomycetes, Eurotiales, Aspergillaceae. Gene Ontology annotation, biological process: regulation of Golgi organization. The transcript has 7 exons. The record is from RefSeq and is a predicted model, not a curated record. Bases 1 to 2001 code for a protein of 666 amino acids. Gene Ontology annotation, cellular component: cytosol.